UAAGGGGCCUGUUUUUCUGUUCAUUUUGAAGCAUUCAACGUGUGGGAACUGCUAAACUAUUGACUCCUUUGUUACCAAAGCAAGUGUUGGCGGAACAACUUCCUGGGCACCUGCCAAAGACUUGGGCUCACUCUCGAACAGCUUGGAGGCAGUUUGUUGGUGUUUGGACCAGCGAAAAGAAACGGAUACCCCAACGAGGAGAAUAGUAGGAUACCCCACGGAAAACCACCAUGAUUUCUUCGACGAAAUCAUUGGCAGUAACUAUUUCUAUUUGGCUGAUUGCUGGAGUGUUAUUUCAUGGUGCAAUUCAGAUUGAUGCAGCCAGCGUAAUUAAGCGGUCUACAACCAAAGGACAACGAGCAAAAGGAAAAGGAUGGCGGCGAAGAGCUCAAGAUUGGGAGUCCGCGCCACGACAAGGAGUGACAUCCACCAUUGUAACAAACGGUUUAAAUGGCAAAGGCAAAGGAAAAGGAGGAUACACAGCAACAUACGAUGAUUUAGACGACAAUGGCCGAACAACGUUUGUUGUCAACUGCAGAGAGUCCAAAGCCUUGGCGGCCGAGAGAGCUUAUUAUUCUGGGAAGGGCGAAAAGAAGAUUGGAGUGGCAGACAAGAUGGGAGGGAAAGCGGGUGGAAUAAAAGGACAUUUGAAUCCAGAAGUGAAAACAUCCAAGGUCCUCCCCCAUGAUAUCUGUGACGAACCCGUCGAUGUCAGUGGCAACGUCGAUACUACUACUGGUGGGAGUGGCACUGGUACUGACGCCGGCACUGGUACUGACGCCGGCACUGACACUGGAACGGGGACCGACUCUGCCCCUGGAUCUGGCCAUAGUGCUGGAGAUGGUGCCUCAGGAGUAGGCGAUGGCUCAGGCGUGGACUAUGGAACUGGAACUGACCAGGGAGAUUCUGGAACAGGAGGCUCGGAUGGUCCUGGUUUUGGAUAUCCACCAGACACUGCUCAACAAGUUACAGGAUCAGCCAAUGGAAACUCCUGUGUUCUCGUUGCUGUUGGUGACGGGCCAAAAGGUACCAACAUGGUAGAAUACAACGUAGCCUUGGAUGUUAUCAAGGAAUCUGGACUUCCGGAAGUUGGAAUCUUGCGGCUGAUGCAUGCAGACCUGCAGUACAAUGUCGGCCCUGCGAUUGCCGAUUGCAUACGAGCUGAUGGAACACCUUCGAAUGGAGCCCGUGGCAAUGGUGUCGGCGGCGGCAGUGAUACUAGUAACAGUGAAGACAUUGCGGAUAUUCGGUUUAAGAACUUGACGAAAGAUUCAGAUGGAUGCUCCUCAGACUUUACCGCUGAAGCGACCACAUUGGGAGGCGAUUGCCUUGCCACCAUUAUUCCAGUGGAAGUUUACUAUAACGGUUCUGAUACAUCCGGUUUCCUCACGCGAGUGCAAGAUGCCAUUGACGAUCACGAUUGGAACGUGCCAGGGCUCAUGGGCGCAUCAAGUGUGGAACGAAGUGGCUCUGUGAGUGGCAUUGCGGCACAAGAAGCUGGAAAUGGAGAUGAUACUAUUGGACCUGCAGGAUACUUGACAAUCGCAGCUUCUGCGUUGGUAUUGCUACUGUUAGCUCUGAUGCUGGUUCGACGCAAGGGACGGGAAGAGAAUCUCAAGCACGUGUCGCUCGAAGAUGAUGACGACACUUACCUUCGAGACCUUGAGGGAGAUUCCCACGCCUCUGACACCCCUCCUCGCAUUGCCCGUGUGGUUGGAGAUGCUGACUCGGUGGGCACUGGCUUCUCGGCAGAAGGAUCUCAAUUUCGAAGCUUUGAAAACACCAACGCCGUUGAUGGUUUCUUCUCUAACAUGGAGGCAAGACCAGCUAACCAAGACGUGCAUGUUUGCAGUUCUGCUACUUGCGAGGUUUGUGAACGAAACCGACAAUCGGGGGUUCAGUUCAUACCGUCAGGGACGAACCUGUCCCACGCACCAAUGCCCCCAGAUGCCCCACGAGAAUACACGGCUGAUGACACAGUGAACCUUUAA
Molecule: messenger RNA, 1991 nt
Organism: Seminavis robusta
Lineage: Eukaryota; Bacillariophyta; Bacillariophyceae; Naviculales; Naviculaceae
Source: the annotation of a GenBank genome assembly